AUGCAAAACUACGGUAACCAGCCACCCCCACCUCCACCUUCAUCUCAGGGUUAUCAAGGGUAUGACCAGCCAUCUCAGCAGCAUUAUCAACAGCACCAGGGUCAUUUUGGUGGUAUCACUGAAAGCUUUAGUCAACUGAAUGUGGGCGAACGUUGGAAUGACCUUCAAUCUCAUAUGCAUCGACCUGGUAGACACCAUCAUCAGCAAGAAAACAACGCUCCCCCUGGUGAAGUUGUCUGUGGACCCUUACUGCGUUACAUUGAUAUCAACUAUACAACUCGUCAGUGGCGUGGGUCCAUCUUGGUCGUCUCGACUGAUCACUAUGCUCCACCCAUCGAGAUUCAGCUGACUGAGCCUGCUACUCAACGCAGCACCACGAUUAAACCUCAAGCAGUCGAGCGAUUGGAUACGUAUCGCAACAAGUACCAUUUCUGGAGAUACGACGUGCGUUUACCCCUCACAGAUCAAGCCCAAGUAGCCACUUAUUCCACUGCACAUAACAACUGGGCUCAGCCUUCAUUUCAAAUGCACUUACCCGCUUAUUUUGAAUCCAUGCGUUUCAUGUUUUAUUCCUGCAACGGUUUCUCUGAUGUGCCUCAAGAGAUCAAGGAUAAAUUUGGCGAAAAGGAAGCUCCUCUUUGGGCUGAUGUGUUGGAUCGUCAUGAAGUGCUGCCUUUCCAUGUGCUGCUCGGUGGCGGUGAUCAGUUGUACCAAGAUCGCUUGAUCAAGGAGGAUUUCAUGAAGCCUUGGGUGGAUGAGAAGGAUCCCGCAAAGAGAUUGGCCAUGAACUUGAGCGAUAAUAUGAAGCAAGGUUUUGAAGAGUUCUACUUUACAAAUUACUGUAAAAAUUUCGGAUUCAAGGAAAAUCCAGUGGUUGCAAAGGCAUUUGCUACUAUUCCAUCCAUGAAUAUGUGGGACGAUCAUGACAUCAUUGAUGGUUAUGGCUCAUAUCCAGCAGAUAUGCAGCGAGCAGAGUGUUUUCAAGUGUUAUUUGCGAAUGCUUGCCGAUUCUACUUUUUGUUUCAACAGCACACUACCAUCGAAUUAGCUGGCCAGCAUGGUAUGAUUCAGGGAGCACUGCCUACUUGUCAGAAUCUGGUCUCCACACUUGGCCCUGACAUUGGCUUCUUGUCCCUUGAUUGCAGAGGUGAGCGUACAAAGCACGAUAUCUGUAAAGCUCAGACAUAUGAUAUUGUGUUUGAUGCAUUGCAAACAAUGAUCCCUCCUACGGUGAAACAUUUGCUUGUGCUCACUGGUGUACCACUCAUCUAUCCUCGCUUAACCCUCUUUGAGAACCUGAUGGACGGUGCCGCAGGAUUCAACUUGGCCACAAUUGCCGGUAAAACGGGCGCCUUGGGUGACAUUAUUGGAGGCCAAUUGAACAAAUGGAACGGUGAUCCCGAACUACUGGAUGAUAUGAAUGACCAUUGGACCGCUGGUAACCAUGAAGUGGAGAGAAAAAACUUUAUCGAGAGACUGCAACAAUAUGCACGUGAAAGAUCCAUCCGUGUGUCCUUCUUGGGUGGCGACGUUCAUUGCUGUGGUGCAGGCAAGAUGUACUCCAAAGACAUGAAGGAGAAGGAAGAGGGCGAUCCCUACUUUAUGGUGCAAAUCAUCUCGAGUGCUAUUGUCAAUGUGCCACCUCCUCAAGCCCUAUUAACAGUGUUGAACCAGAAUUCUGGCUUUAUUACGUUCAAUGGCAACACAGAAGAACGCAUGUAUAAUCUCUUUAAGCGAUCACCUAACGGAAACACAAGACAGAACAAGAAAUUGAUGGGUAUGCGAAACUAUUGUGCAGGCUACUAUGAUGAGCAAACUGGCAAGAUGAAUUUCUGGAUCCAGGCCGAGAAAGAGGUUGGCAUCAAAGGAACCAUGGGCUAUCUGAUUGAUGUCCCCAAGUUGCUGUUUGGCCAAGCAGGCUACCAUUUGUCCCAUCAGAACAAGAGACAGGUGUUGAGUGAUCUGAUGCAAAUGCACCAACAACAGCAGCAGCCCUUCUUUGGCGGUAUGGAUCGAUUCCAUCAUCAUCAUCAAGAGCAAGAGCAAGAGCAAGACAAUGGUGGAGGACACUUUCAUCGAUUGCAAUCAAAGAUUGGCGGCUUCGUGAUGCCACAGCCAAACAACUAA
Messenger RNA from Mucor velutinosus, 2127 nucleotides. RefSeq lists its product as uncharacterized. Bases 1 to 2127 code for a protein of 708 amino acids. The record is from RefSeq and is a predicted model, not a curated record. The transcript is spliced from 5 exons. NCBI's taxonomy places the organism in Eukaryota, Fungi, Mucoromycota, Mucoromycetes, Mucorales, Mucoraceae. Gene Ontology annotation, cellular component: membrane.